Tribolium castaneum (red flour beetle) is the source of this 1614-nucleotide messenger RNA. RefSeq names its product 4-aminobutyrate aminotransferase, mitochondrial-like. The transcript has 4 exons. Gene Ontology annotation, cellular component: mitochondrion. Gene Ontology annotation, molecular function: pyridoxal phosphate binding. Gene Ontology annotation, biological process: GABA catabolic process. The coding region runs from base 113 to 1576 and encodes 487 amino acids. The record is from RefSeq and is a predicted model, not a curated record. Lineage: Eukaryota; Metazoa; Arthropoda; Insecta; Coleoptera; Tenebrionidae.
UAUUAAAUAUUUCCGCUGAAAGCCAGCCGCUUAACUAUUCGUUUUAUUUUAUUGAACUCAAGGUAACAAGAGAGUGAACACGUAUUUUGGUGAGAGCAGAGCGGUUGUAAACAUGCAGUUGUGGUCGAAAACAGUGAGUCCCAUCCUUCAAAAUGUCGCAAAAACGAGCUCUGUUAGGACUUACGUCAAAGGCGAACCGACGGGGCCCCAGCUAAAAACCGAAAUUCCGGGUCCGAACUCCCGAAAACUUCACGCCGAACUCAAUGCCAUCCAACAGAGCGAAGCGGUUCAGUUUUUCGCCGAUUACAACAAAUCCCUCGGGAACUACAUCGUGGAUGUUGACGGGAACGUAAUCCUCGACACAUACAACCAAAUCGCGUCAAUCCCGAUAGGAUACAACCAUCCAUCCCUACUCAAAGUAUUCCAAAAUGAAGAUAAUUUGAAAGCACUAGUCAACCGGCCAGCCCUGGGCGUAUUCCCGGGCGAUUACUGGCCGAAAAAGCUCCGCAGCGUAUUACUCUCAGUGGCCCCCCGGCUCCCAAACGUCACCACAAUGAUGUGUGGCUCGUGUUCGAACGAAAACGCGUACAAAGCCAUGUUUAUCGCCUACCGCCGGCACCAACGAGGCGAAAACGUCGAUUUCACCGACCUGGAGAAAGAGAGCUGCGUUAGUAACAAGCCACCCGGCGCCCCCGACCUGUCCCUGCUGUCCUUCCAUGGGGCCUUCCACGGCCGCACUUUGGGGGCCCUCGCCACCACGCACUCCAAAGCCAUCCACAAGCUCGACGUGCCCUCGUUCGACUGGCCCAUCGCCCCCUUCCCACAGUACAAGUACCCCCUUGAGGAACACGCGCGCGAGAACGCGGCCGAAGACAAGAGGUGUCUCGCAGCGGUCGAGGACUUGAUCCAGACUUACAAUAAGAAGGGCAAACCCGUGGCGGGGAUCGUCAUCGAGCCCAUCCAGUCGGAAGGGGGCGACAACGAGGCCUCGCCGGAAUUCUUCCAACAGUUGCAGAAAAUCGCCAAGAAAUACGGCGCCAGUUAUCUCAUUGACGAAGUCCAGACAGGGUGUGGGGCCACAGGGAAGUUCUGGGCACACGAACACUUCAAUCUAGAAUCGCCCCCUGAUAUCGUCACCUUCAGCAAAAAAAUGCUGACAGGGGGGUACUACCAUUCGGUUGAUUUGAGGCCCAAACAGCCCUACAGGAUUUUCAAUACCUGGAUGGGGGAUCCGGGGAAAAUCGCCCUGUUGGAGGCGUGUCUUGAGACUAUCAAAAAUGAGAAUCUCCUGGAUAAUGUUAAUAAAGUCGGGGAUAAGUUGAAGAAAGGCUUGUUGAGACUGGAGGCUGAAUUUCCUGAAAAAAUUAACUCCACCAGGGGACGUGGCACGUUUUUGGCCGUGAAUGCGCACACGCCCGCUUUGCGAGACAGUAUUAUUGCGAAAAUGAAGCAGAAAGGUGUUUUGAUGGGGGGCUGUGGGGAUCACUCUUUGAGGCUGAGACCGUCGCUCAUUUUCCAGGAACGCCACGCCGAUGUGUUCCUGGAGCGCUUCAGACAGGUCCUGAGGGAAAACUAAUGUAAUAAUUAAACAAAAUAAAAAUUAUACUUGCGUCA